AUGGCAGCCACCGAUGCUUUACCGAAGACGCUCAAGUCAAUCACGGAAACCAAACUCAAGGAGCUUUCAAAACAGCAAGCUCUGUUUGAAUCCCGGAAAUCAGCAGUUUAUGAAGAAGCUGCAAAACAAACGUCCCUGGAAGAUAAAGUCCGAGUGCUUCUUGAAGGGGUUACUCGCCUUAAGGGCUUUCCAGAUGACGGGCUUGAUACGACUGAUAAAGAAGAUGAUGCCGUACUCCGGUCCGGCGGUGAUCGUGUUUCCGCUCGGCACGCCUAUUGGAAUAUUCGCCGUGAUCUUGUGCAGAGAAAGUUUGACUCAUCCAUAUCCGAUGCAAAACUGAAGCUGUUUGAGGAAGAGUUGCGCAAGCAGUUGAACUUUAUCAGUGCUAAACAUGAACAUGCGUUGUUUUUCAAUCGCCUUGUGACUGAAUGGCUAACGAAUCCUCGCAAUCCCGUCCCUGAAAUCGCUAAAGAUAACAAUUCGGAUGUUUCUUACGAACAGCUUGAGCGAAAGGAAGCUCAUGAGCAACGCACGGAAUGGGAACGACUCGUGUUCGAGCCUCGCCAGACUGAUAGUGCUGCCAUCGAAGGCUACCUUACAAAACUCUUUGGGCAAUCGAGACUGUCUGAGCAAGCACUGAAAGACCUUCGAAAGCGAGUGAAACUAUCGAGUAAAGACUUCCUGACCAAAGACGACCAUUUCACGGUUGACAGUUUGAAAUGGGUUAUUAGGGGGGUGAUCAGCAAGGACAUCCUAUCUCCCAACAAAGUUACUAUUCUUAGGGAAUUCCUGGUUAAUGAUGAGGUUGCACAGGAGGUUGCUGAUGUUCUGAACGUUCGAAUGGCUCAGUUGGAUACGUGGUCUUGGAGCGGCCAACCGAUCAUGGUGGAAAUGCGACGACAUUUGAACGGAAAGUACCGAGCUUAUAUGGACGAGGAUAUUCUGGAUGCCAUUUUCCUCCACUACAUCGGAGUCAAGUGGAGCAUCACAUUCAAAGAGCUUUUUACCGCGAUUAUUCAUUCCCACGGUUGGAAACGCCAGUCCAAAAACAUCCCAAAAGACGAUCUUGAGCGGCGAAAGUACUUUUUAUACGAGGAGGAUGGGGAGAACCGGGACAACUAUAAUAUCGUCGGAGAGAGGAGAAGAGCGUUUUUGGAAACGUAUUUUAUGUGCCAGUUGCCCUCGGACGUUGAUUCGAUACCCGUCUACAACGAAGACUCCCAAGCCGACGAUCAAAAGAAAAGCUUCGUCGACCUCAAGCACUCGUUACUCCAUCUCGUCAUGGCCGAAAUAUGGCUUAACAAGGCGUUAUAUGGGGAAGUCACUGUGGUUCAAUCCGACUUCAGAUGGUUCGGCCCUUCACUGCCUCACACGACUCUCCUUUCAGUGUUAGAGUUCUUCCACGUUCCGAAGAUUUGGAUCGAUUUUUUCCGGCGUUUUCUUGACACUCCACUGAAAUUCGUACAAGACGGCGAUGAUGGCCCUGUGAGGAUAAGAAAGAACGGAGUUCCUCUGAGCCAUUCGAUAAGUGAUUGGCUUGGGGAAGUGACGCUUUUCUGUCUCGAUUUCUCGGUCAAUCAGAAUGCAAAUGGACUCUUACUAUAUAGAUUACAUGACGACUUUUGGUUCUGGGGGCAGGAGCAGGAUUGUGCCAAAGCCUGGAAAUCUGUCAACGAAUUCUGUGACGUUAUGGGCCUUGAGAUUAACCACGAAAAAACCGGAGCCGCCCGCCUGUACCUCAACAAGAGUCACAAGAAGGAGUUCUCAGAUGAUUCAGAAAGUGAUUCCAACGUCGACCAAAGGCCCGAUUCUUCGACUGUCUCCGUGACUGAACCCGCUUCUCUGCCACGCGGAGAUAUCCGAUGGGGAUUUCUCAAAUUGGACGAAAGCACUGGAAGGUUCGAGGUUGAUCAGAGCCAAGUGGAUGUGCACAUUCAGGAACUACGGCGUCAACUUGCUGCGUGUAAAAGCACGUUCAGCUGGGUCCAGGCUUGGAAUACCUAUAUGGCAAGGUUCAUAAGCAAUAAUUUUGGGAAACCGGCCUUCUGUCUCGGACGACCGCACAUAGAGAUGGUACUUUCCACCUUGAAACGCAUCGAACGUGAGCUAUUUGCUGUCGACGGGGAUGCCUCACCCGGCAGUGCUGCUGACUACCUUCGUCUUGCGAUCGCGAAAAAAUUCAACCUCUCUGAGCUUCCGGACGGAUUCUUCUAUUUUCCAGAGGAAUACGGUGGUUUAGCUUUGACGAACCCAUUUGUUUCCCUCAUUUCUAUGCGCGAAGGCAUCAAAACGACCCCCGAGAGAAUCCUUCGAGAUGCAUUCAUUGCAGAAGACAAGGAGUACGCCGCAGCGAAAGAAAAAUAUGAAAAGCAAGGCCCAAACCGAACCUCUUUGGGGCUUAUUAGUAGUGCUACGCCUCGGUCUCGCUUUUCAUCUCCUGGCACACAAUUCAUGUCUCGGGAUGAGUAUGUGAAGCACAGUGAAUCUACAAGUCUCUACCUGAAACGGGCUUAUCAGCUGCUUUUGCAGCAACCCGAGGAAGUGUCUGCUGCUUUCACGCCGGAACUGCAGAAUGCGAUUUCCAAAAACGAAGCAAUCAAAUCCUUGCCGGUUGACUGGUACUCCAUGUCGUCGUACUCUAAAAGCAUCGUGGAUUUGUAUAGUUCGGGCAUGAUCAAUAAGUAUGGCUCCCUCGCUGCAGUGGAGGAUAAGACUUUGCCUCUGGGCGUAGUGAAAAUCCUCAAGCGGGAAAAGCACUUCCAAAAAUCGAGUGACUUGACGGGCUUGAAAUACUCUACUCGCCGCGUCCUGCAGGACUUCCAAGAUGAUGGAGUCAGGUAUUUGGAACUCCGGACUACUCCCCGCGAGAGCCAGAAAUAUGGCGUUUCAAAAGAGCAAUAUGUGACGACAGUCCUCGACGUGAUCGAAGAAUUCAAGAAUGACCGCAUGUCAACUUACCUGCUGCUAUCCAUUGACAGAACCAAGUCAGCGACCAACGCCCUUGAAGUGGUCGAUCUGGCCAUCAAGUAUCAGCACCGAGGGGUGGUUGGAGUAGAGCUGGGAGGCGACCCAUCAAAAGGCGAUGUAUCAAUAUUCGCGAGCGCCUUCAAAAGGGCCAGGGACCAUGGCCUGCACAUAACAUUACAUUUCGCGGAAACAGCAUUUUCCGCUUGUUCGACAGAACUGAAAACUCUUCUAUCAUUCCAACCAGAAAGGUUGGGCCAUGUCAUCCACGUUCCUGAUAGUUUCAAGGAGGAGAUUGCACGCCGGAAACUCGGACUCGAGCUGUGUUUGUCGUGCAAUGUUCAUGCGAAAUUAAUCCAAGGCGGGUUCCCGGACCACCACUUUGGGUACUGGCGAAAUCAAGAUUGCCCAGUCAUUCUUUGCGUGAGACUUCCCGCCACGUACUAG
Molecule: messenger RNA, 3411 nt
Organism: Uncinocarpus reesii 1704
Lineage: Eukaryota; Fungi; Ascomycota; Eurotiomycetes; Onygenales; Onygenaceae
Exons: 3
Coding region: 1-3411 (1136 amino acids)
Molecular function (GO): deaminase activity
Source: RefSeq, a predicted model, not a curated record